This is a messenger RNA of Acanthoscelides obtectus, 1683 nucleotides long. NCBI's taxonomy places the organism in Eukaryota, Metazoa, Arthropoda, Insecta, Coleoptera, Chrysomelidae. The record is from the annotation of a GenBank genome assembly.
GGGCGGCAUGCGUGGAGAGAGGACGCAUGCAUGGUGUGCACAGUGUGCGGGGAGUGCACCGGAUAUUCCAUUGGGUGUUUGUCUGCUAUGGGAGCAGAGAGGAAUCCGGGACAGGAAUGUGGUUGUGGAGAAGGUGACAGCGGCUGUGCUAUAUGUGGUUGUUGCCGAAUAUGUGCUAGAGAAGUUGUCGAUAACUCAGAAUUAGCUGAUCUGGCUGGAAUGAUGAGGCUAGAUCUGAUCAUUCGCGAAAAAUCCUUACCUUCUAGGCAGCGAACUCGGUUGCAAGAACAGUUGCAGAGUCGAUUGGAAGAUAGGAAAAAUAAAAGCAAGAAAUUAGUUCAAGGAUCUAGCAAGCAAGUUUUGAAAAUGAAAGGUUCCAGACCAACAAAUAGUGUUUCACCGUUACACAGAGAUAGACAAAGCAAUUCUUUAUCAACCGUUAAAGAGCAGCAUGGUUCAGACGUAGAGAAAGAUACUGCUAGAAUGACGAGUCUACCACCGGCCAAAAUUCUGUUACCUACUGAUAGCUCUAUUGUGCAAGUUGCAUGCGGCUUACAUCACACUUUGCUGUUAACUCAAAAUGGACAGGUUUAUGCCUUUGGUUCUAAUCUUUAUGGUCAGUUGGGCUGUGGCGAUAUCCUGACCAAAAGUGCGAUACAGUUGGUGAACUUGCCGUGUACAGCUGUCCAAGUUGCCGCUGGCGGUAACCACUCGGUAGUGUUGACUUCCAAAGGGGAAGUCUAUACGUUCGGAAAUGGUCAGAAGGGACAACUAGGCCGAAAUCCAAGCCUAUCUCCUACCCAAGAUGUAAGCCAACCGGGAAACAGUUCGGGUGGGACAAGAUAUUCCGAUCCCAGAAGACCAUGGUACAGCGUUCCAGGUCUUAUACCUAACGUGGGGCCAAGGCACGGUCGCAGGGCUACCUGGGUUGGAGCGUCUGGGGACCAGACAUUUUUGAAGCUCGAUGAAAGUCUUAUCAAUGCUGUCAGUAUUUCCAAGUCGACUGUUACAGCCAAUAAGCAUUCGAUAGUAUUGUUGCCAAGUGAAGAAGAAACGGCGAAGAGCUUCAGAUGCCUGGUGAUUAAUAAACGUGACGGUAACUGUAAUGCUUUCAAAGGACAAGAUCAAGUGCUUUUCACUCACAAAGCCGUUUGCCUUGACCACAUCUAUAAUGUUCUUUGGUCUUUCAGUCCAAAGAAUAACGAGUUCGCGUGUUACAAUGUCAUUGCUAGCGAGCUGCAAACGAAGACUGUCAUCAAGACUACUGAUAACCGAUUGCUUUGCGAUGUUAAGGUAGUAUACGAUGCAAAAGGGACAACAAGUUUUCACAGCUGUACUCAAUUCUGUCUCCUGAAUUGGCACUUCCCGUGACUACGAAUUGUCACGUGACUAGAUUCCAAGCAGCCAUCAAUUUGCUUUGCUGUUUGGACAUAUUAACUAUUGCCCAGGAGCUACAGCUAACGACCGUACAUGAAAAUGUAAACGAAAGGCAGUUAAUUUCGGGAAAGCAGUACUCGAAGGAGGAUUUCCAAGCUGUCAACAGAUUUGAAAGUCACGGUGGAGGAUGGGGGUAAAUUUUAAAAUGAAGUCUUACGUAACUUAUUGAUAAUAUUUUCAUUUGCAUCUUGCAUGGCGGUGACAUUUGGAGGGUGUUGCUCUGUGGACUAUCAUAAGUGAUACAGC